AUAACUCAGUUGAUUGGUGAUGAAAUAGUGUAUCUGUUUUUGUCCGUGACCUUUUUUUUAUCUCUUCUGUUUCUUCUGUUGUUGGCCUUAACUACCUAAGAUGUGACCAAAUAUAAGUGGUAUUUACUAAAUAGAUAACUAAAAACAUGGAUAUAUUCCAUCAAUAUUUCCAAAAAAUUCAUACUGCUAGAUUACUUCGUGUAUCAAAACAUCCGUUGUUUCGAAUAUGUUGUGUAAUACCAAAGCUUGUUUAAUUGCGCAGUUUGAAGCAGAUCAUCUACACCUAUUCGAUCGAUACUAUUGAAUAUCGUGCUCAAGGGAUAAGUAUUUUGCUAACGGCGACUAAUUUAUUAACUACAAAGUUCACAUGUAUAAAAAAAGUAAACCAUGGGCACUGGUAAAGCAUCUAUAUUAAAAUGUAGUUUAUUAAAAAAUAAUUUAGUUCAGAAAUACAGAUAAAAGCGAGUAUUGCGCAUUAUUCAUGGCAGUUAUUUUCGCUACAAUAGUUGGAGCUUUACUACCCGUUCAUUCUCUUAUACUGAGGGGUGUAGUCAACGACUUCACCGAGGAAAUUUUUCUCAAAGAAAGCAUCUAUGUAUAUUCCAAAUGGUUUGCUCUUGUGGGUGUUACAGUGUUAUUAUUAGCAUUCGGUCAAGAUUUCUUGAUCAAUUUGUUCACAAUCAGGCAAAUUAACCGAAUUCGUUCGCUGUAUUUCAGAGUAAUGUACAUUUUACAGUCUUUUCAAAUUAUAAAUAUUUCGGAAUAAUUUUCUCACUGAACUUUAUUGUUCAUGUCAGCUGAUAUCAACUAAAUAUUUAGUAUCUAGGUUGACGUUUACUUUGAAAUCAACGAAUGGUUAUUUUUUCAAGCGAAUUCAUAAGGGUUUUUAUCUCAGAGAUUUCUAUGUGCUAGUAUAUAAUUGAAAACUCUACCGUUAGUCAAGUUGUAACUUUGUUUAAAAUCCAUCUACUAGCUUCAACCGUUGUCAAGUUCACUCAAUACAUUUGAGAAUGGAAUAAACUGCUGAGAGCAAAUAUCGAGGUAUAUUAUUGGUUUGUGUAACCACAUGUCUGUCUUAAUUCACCUACAUAGUUUACUUGGAAAGAAAGAAAGUUCUACUUACAAUGAAUGAAAGUGAAUGCUUAAUAAAUGAACAUGGUCUAUUAUCGUAAAAAUAUUUCACAACACGUUUGUUUUUGUAACAGAUAUUUAAUCUAUCUUGUUAUUUACAUCAGUGCUAGCAGUAAGUCGACUAUGUUUUUUAUUAUUUACGUUUUCUGGAGCAUUAUGUUACAGGAAUCAUUGUUUAUAUAAAACAUGUUAGUAUUAGAUGACGUAUUAAUGAGCAAGAAUGAUAGUCUGGAUGAAAACCAACUAAAAUAGUGUCUCGCAUUCCAAAUGCAACUCAAAAUGAAUUCAUUUUACAUGCUAAUGUCUAUGAGAUCUAAGAGAGUAUGUUUAUUUAACUGCUUCUUGAAAGUUGGUUUUAUUUUUUAAACUACACUGACUGAGCAACUGUAAUAACAACAAAUGUUUUCUAGCGCAUUCGAAUACAGAGUUGGUAUUGUACAAGGAAUAACUAAAUAAUACUACAUAUAGUUCUGAAGUUCAUAAUCGUUUAGACAAAAUUUAGUGUUCAGUUAUUUGACUGUCAAGAGGACAGAGUGCUGAAACUUUUAUUGUAGCCAAGUUAAGGUCAUAGAAAAUCUUGCGACGUGGUGAUCUAGUGUUUUUGUUAACGAAUCUCUCCCAAUUCUUAUUCGGUAGUUACGGUUGAAUAAUAAGAAGCUUACUGUUAAUUGAAAUGUAUUUUGAACACAUUUUAUCUUAUUGCUUAGUCUUAUAUCAGGUGUUUGGUUUGAAAAUAUCAGUAAGAAAACUAGGCUUAUUCAAACCAGUUAAUAUAACCGAUUCACGAUGACAUUGUAGAGGCGUGCAGAAAAACUAGUGAUUUAGCAAAUAAUAGCAAACUUUUCUGAACAAGCUUUAAUGUCGGAACGCAAACUAGGUGAGUUCUGCUUUGUUUGGAAAUAAAAAUUUGUGCUUUAAAUAACUGAGGCAUACAAUUUUCUGGUUAUUUCUCAUAAAAGUAAAUUUUCGGUUAUUUAAUAUGCCAAUCUGUUUAGAUUUAAUGAAAAACAUUGCCAACUGUUAUUUUUCAGAGCAUUUUACGCCAGGACGUUGCGUGGUUUGAUGAACAGUCAUCUGGAUCACUCAUCAGCAAACUAUCUCAUAACAUUGACAACAUUCAACUAGGGAUGGGUUCAACAUUGACCGAUUUCAUUAAAAACUUGUCUGGAUUCAUAGUAGGUAUUAUAAUUAACUUCGCAGUUGGGUGGAAACUUGCCUUGGUUGCUUGCGCUAUACUGCCCAUCAUCGGUGCAGUUUUUGGGUGCUUUGGGUUUCUGAUGAAAUACUUCACCCGUAAGGAAAUAGUUGCAUACGCACGCGCUGGUGCUGUUGCCGGCGAAGUCCUAGAAGCUAUACGCACCGUUGUUGCGUUCGGUGGAGAGAAAAGGGAGUUGAAAAGAUACCGUGAGCAACUGGGAACGGCAGAAAAAGCUGGGCUGAAGAAAGUAGUGGCAUCAGGUGCAGUUAAUGGGACAAUUGGACUGACUGUGUUUUGUUCUACUGCUCUACUAUUUUGGUAUGGCUUUAAAUUAAUAGUAAAUGAAGAUUAUGACGCUGGAGCUAUUGUGACGAUUUUCGUGAAUGUUCUAUUAGGAAGUGUUUUUCUGGGUAACGCUUUACCAAGUUUCCAAUAUUUUAUGAACGCACAGGCGUCAGCCACUGAAAUUUACAGUAUUAUCGAGCGUGUCCCGGAAAUUGACAAAGACUGUCACGGAAGGCUGAUUCCGAACUUUUCUGGGAACGUCACAUUCAGAAAUGUUUCUUUCGCAUACCCAAGUCGACCAGAUAUUGCAGUUUUAAAGAAUUUUAGUUUAAGCAUCAAAAGUGGGCAAACUGUGGCAUUGGUUGGACCGAGCGGUUCAGGGAAAAGUACCGUUGUUCAUAUGUUGCAAAGAUUUUAUGACCCAACGAAAGGCGAGGUAUUAAUCGAGGAUGAGGACAUCAAGAAUCUGGACCUGAAAGCUUAUCGUAAUCAGAUAGGCUGUGUACAGCAAGAACCAGUACUUUUCGAAGGAACUAUCAGUGAUAACAUAAGGUUAGGGAAGCUGGAUGCAACUCAAGAUGAGAUAGAAGAAGCUGCAAAGCUUGCCAACGCUCACGGUUUCAUUCAACAACUCCCAGAUGGAUACGACACUUUUGUGGGUGAAAGAGGUGGCGGAAUGUCAGGUGGUCAGAAGCAACGUAUAGCAAUCGCUCGAGCUCUUAUUAGAAAGCCGAAGUUGCUGCUGUUGGAUGAAGCAACGUCCUCACUUGACGCAAAAUCAGAACAUCUUGUCCAAAUGGCUUUGGAUAAAGCGAUUGAGGGGAGGACUGUGGUAGUUGUUGCUCAUCGUCUUACAACAGUUCGUAAUGCGAAUUUGAUAGUCGUGCUUGAUAAGGGAGUGGUUCGCGAAUCUGGGACACACGCUGAACUUGUAGCUGAAAACGGUCUUUAUGCUGCGAUGCUUAGUAAUCAGAGAAUAUUGGAGAGUGCUGAGAACGAUGACAAUGAAUUAUUGGAUGAAGGAUCUCGAAAUAAAUAUAUCGUCAGUGGAAAAGACUUGUUGACGAAAUUAGACGAUAUUUGUAAAAUGGAUAAUGGUGAGGAUAGUGUAUCUGAAACCACUGGAAAUGUUCCAUACGGGAAUUUUUCCCUUAUUUCAACAAUUUCGAUUCUACGUAAUCAAAGAAAAAAUAUCAAGCUUUCUCCGACAUUAAGGGUUUUAAAACUUAAUAGACCUGAACUACAUCUGAUAGUUUUAGGAUGUAUUUGCUGUGUGAUUAGUGGGACCACUCAACCAGCUUUUGCGAUUCUGUAUACUGAAAUGUAUAGUAUUUUUCCUUUGCGAUCUAAUCCAGAUCUGCUGUUUAGUCGACUCACUGUUGUAUGUGGGAUGAUGGUGGUGAUUGGAAUUCUACGUUUUGUAGCUAAUGUCAGUCAGAGUUUACUUUUUGGAAAAUCAGGCGGUAUAUUAGUUAGUCGCCUACGAUCAAAAGUUUUUGAGAGCAUGCUAAAUCAAGAAAUAGGAUGGUUUGAUAAACCAGAGAACCAAGCAGGAGCAUUAACUGCAAAACUGGCCAAUGAUGCUAUGAAAGUGACAAUGAUUUCAGGUUCACAAUUGGGUUUCAUCAUAGAAGCUGUAGCAUUGAUAGCUAUGUCUUUUGUGGUUUCGUUUAUCUACAGUUGGCAACUGACUCUCCUAAUAUUAGCCUUCUAUCCACUUAUUGUCAUUGGAGGAUUUUUCCAGAUGCGAACACUUUCAGGAAGUAGUAAUAUUCAGAAUGCUAAUGAAGCAAUGAGAAUUGCUCAAGAGGUGACUGGCUCAAGCUACACAGUUACUGCAUUUACAUUAGAAGAUUACUUCUUUAAACGUUUUGAAUCUCAUGCAGUUGAAAAUCUGAAAAAUAACUUGAAAACGAUAUUUUUAAAUGCUAUUAUGUACGCUAUUGCAGAAAGUGUAUUGUUGUUCGCAGUAGCUGCUGCGUAUUCACUCGGUGCACACUUGGUUUCAACAAAAGCAAUAACGGUUUUAGCAGUGUUCAGGGUUUUCGUAACUAUCCAUUUGAGUGCUCAAUCUCUUGGCCGUACAGCUACACUAGUUUUGGGUACUAAAGCAGCAGGUUCAGCUGCGAAAUGUAUUCUUGAAAUUCUAGACAGGAAACCUCUUAUUUCAACUAAUAUAGGGAGUGUACCACGUGAAAAAUUCAAAGGGAAAAUUUCGUUCAAGAACGUUGAUUUCAAAUAUUUUUCUCAAACUGAGAGACGGGUUCUUAAGAACUUUUCACACACUAUUGAGCCUGGUCAAACAGUCGCAUUAGUUGGACCUUCUGGGUGUGGAAAAUCAACACUACUUCAGUUAGUAUUGAGAUUCUACGAUCCAUCAUAUCACGGUCCCGAUAGUGGUGUGUUUUUCGAUGAUAUAAAUAUUAGGGAUAUUGCACCUAGUUGGGUUAGAAAACAGAUUGGUCUUGUUUCACAAGAACCCACUUUAUUCGAUCUCACGAUAAGAGAGAAUAUUGCGUAUGGAGACAAUAGUCGAGAAGUGACGAUGGAAGAGAUUAUUGAGGCAGCACGUGCAGCUAACAUCCAUGAUUUUAUUACAACACUUCCAGAACAAUAUGAAACCAAAGUCGGACAACGUGGAUCAAAGUUAUCUGGAGGACAGAAACAGAGGAUAGCCAUUGCACGAGCUUUAGUUCGUAAACCUGUUCUACUUCUGUUGGACGAAGCUACUUCAGCUUUGGACAAUGAGAGUGAGCGGAUAGUUCAAGAAGCCCUUGAUGCUGCUAUGGGGUCGAGAACAUCAUUAGUUGUUGCUCAUCGCCUGUCCACAGUCGUCAAUGCUGAUUUGGUAGUAGUUUUACGGGAUGAACGAAAGAUAGAGUCAGGACCUCCAGCAGCACUGCUCGCUAAGAAAGGAGCUUUCUAUGCUUUGCACCACAUGGAGAAUUAAAUCAUCUCAUCAAACUCAUUCAUCAUUACACAUCAUUUUGGUGUUGUUGAUUUUGAUAUAAAAUUAUUUCAAAUAAUUUACUUCUUUUAAAACUGAUGCUUGGUAGGGA
This is a messenger RNA of Schistosoma bovis, 5673 nucleotides long. The record is from the annotation of a GenBank genome assembly. Lineage: Eukaryota; Metazoa; Platyhelminthes; Trematoda; Strigeidida; Schistosomatidae.